Hypoxylon trugodes is the source of this 471-nucleotide messenger RNA. Its product is annotated as mitochondrial large subunit ribosomal protein-domain-containing protein. Gene Ontology annotation, cellular component: ribosome; mitochondrial large ribosomal subunit. The record is from RefSeq and is a predicted model, not a curated record. Lineage: Eukaryota; Fungi; Ascomycota; Sordariomycetes; Xylariales; Hypoxylaceae. Gene Ontology annotation, biological process: translation. The transcript has 2 exons. Bases 1 to 471 code for a protein of 156 amino acids. Gene Ontology annotation, molecular function: structural constituent of ribosome.
AUGCUUCUUCCCAAGGUCUUUAGGCCGCUUGCUGCGCACCCGGCGCCUCUUUCCACAUCUUUCACACGCCUCGCCUUACCCAUUCGAUCACGAUGUAUGACGACCUCAACUAUCCAAUCUAGCGAACAACCAACUUCUAACGAUAUUCCACCCCCUACCUCCUCAAAUCCUACAGAAUCAUCUACUUCUACACAGACGGAACCCCAAUCCAAGAUACGAUUACCCUAUUUCGUAGGCAGGAAUAAUCUCAACAAUCUCGGUGUCUAUCACAAGCAGAAACAAGGCGGCAACCUCAAGAUCACACUGUUGAAGCACGGAGAUGGAGAUUUGAGAGCUUUAAAACAAGAUCUGAAGGCGGCAUUACAAUUGAACGAUACGGACAUAGCUAUAAACAACACCACUAAGCAUAUUGUCAUAAGGGGUCAUAAAAAGUUCAACGUCUUGAAUUUCCUGAACACCAUGGGCUUCUAA